This is a messenger RNA of Cuscuta europaea, 3037 nucleotides long. NCBI's taxonomy places the organism in Eukaryota, Viridiplantae, Streptophyta, Magnoliopsida, Solanales, Convolvulaceae. The record is from the annotation of a GenBank genome assembly.
CUUGUUCAAACAAUUUAGGUAUUUAUCAAACGAAACGAGCGGCCAAAGAAAGUGGUGGAUGAAAAUUUUCGAACUCAGGAUUAGCGGGUGGUUGGGAGGCCCGCGCGGACGAGUUCUGCGAAGUAAGCAGCGUCAACGCCCGGCCAGCCUAUGACCCCUCCAUAAAUUCUUGCGCCACUUACAAAGGACGCGGCAACCGGCUCUCACCGUUUGCUUUGUUUUCCUUACUCAUUAGUUUAAGGCAAGAUUUAGGGUUCCCUGGUUGCCUUAAUUUAUACACUAUUUCCAUCACCACUCCUCUUCUCCUUUCCGGUGUGGGAUUUACAACUGCAUAUGUCUUUCGUUUUUUUAAGGCUGUGUUCAACGAGAGUUAUAGAGAGAUGCCCGCCCAAGCAUAGAACCAGCUUUCCUUCGGUCCUUCUUCCAUCAUUUUCUUUAAUCAAGCUGCAGAUGAUCUUGGAGACUCUGAUCUCUCUCUGCUAUGUGUCCAAAUUUAGAGGGGCUACGGACAAUGAAAAACGGGUAACACGAGGAAAUUCUAAUUCCAGUCUUGCCGACAGAGGAGAUGUAGGGAUCAAUGGCUUAGGCGAGGACUCUGUAGAUUCCAAAGGAAGCUAUACUCCUUGCCCUGCGAAUUGAUAAUGAAAAUUGGAAACUUAUGUCAUCAACAUUCCGUUGACGAAAGUAGCUGAGUUUGGAUAACAUCUUCAUAGCCCAUCUAUUCAAGAAGUCUUCUUUAAUGGGCUGUCGGAAAAACUGUUUACUCUUGGCAUCAGGUGAAGACAUCCAUGGAUCUGGUGACUUGUCUUUUGGGUAGUGUUAAAAAGGAGAAUGAGAAGAUCAAGCCAAUUGGUAAAAUGUUGGCGCAGCGUGUGUCUAUGAGAUGUGCUAACACGCUUAAGCUUUAAGUCAGACAUGGUGAAAAAUCUAGAGAAAAGGGUCAAAUAAGGACUUUUAAAAGAAGCAAAUGAGUUCUUAUGACCUGCAAACAACCUUCUAAUCCCGGUUAUUGCUUAUGUGGCUUUUUUAGCCAAUCUUGGCUAUCUUUUACCACGUCAUCUGCCGUAGAGGUUUUAGUUUUUCAAAUUUAGACAUGUCGGUGAAAAACAGAGAUCGGUCGUCUGCUUCUACUAGGUUUUGGUAAAAGAUGAAUUUCGCAAUUGGCGACGACAAGAUUGAGAUUGAUUCGAUUGAUUCUUCCGCUUCGCUGCUUGGGUUGGGAUUUGCUUCAUUCAUCUACGUGUACUGAUUGUGAAGGGAAAAUAAGGUAAUGUACUAUCUUAAAUUCAUAAUCUUUGGUAAUAUUUAAUUGGGAAUGAUUUUGGAAAAAAAUGGUAUAUCUUUCUUUUUACGUGAAAUGUUUGACGUGUAAACAGUUUACUAGCUUCUUUUUUGCAUUAAAAUUCAAAAUUACAUUUAUAUGUUUCUUGCAGUAUUUUUUGGGGGGGUUGAGUAUUUUAUUUUAGUUUCUUGCAGAAAAACAUUUUUUUGCUGUUUGGUAUGUGUAUAGUGACUGAUUCGAAUAUCAAAUAGCCUACUACAUGAAAUGAGCAUAAAAUGUAUUUGGCAUUAUUUUGAUUAGAAUAUUUUUGGAAGCCGAUCUAAAAUUACACCAUGUUUUGAAUAUUCCGAGUUAGGGAAAAUCAACAUAAAGAUAAAUGUUAACAGUAUAGGGGAGAAACCAUUUGAAAAGCAUACUGAUUCUGAGUCGUAAACCAUUUGAAAGGGACUGGAAUUUUGUAUAGGUUAUACCUCCUGGAAAUGAUUACUUUCUGAACUUAAACUCAGCUAGUCAGGUUUACUGGUUUGGCUUAAAACAACAGAUAAGGGCUUAGGUGAGGCAAUGUGCUGCUGGAGUUCAAUGACCUUAUAUGAUAAUUUAACAAGUUUAGUUGAGUUAGUGUAGUUAUCUAACAAUCAUCAUUAACAUUUUAUCAUAUUAAAAACAGGUAAUCAUCCACAUUUUAUCUAACCACAAGAAGAAAAACUUCUUGUUUCAUUUUGAGAAUUUGAGCUGAAUCUGCAAGGGUGAAUUUGGCUGAAAUUAUGUUUCAAAGUCUUGGUUAAGUUGCUGAGUUAAGUCAAAUAAACUAAUGUUUCAAGUAUUAACUUACAGUUUACAAGUUAAUAAGUAUACUGAUUACUUUUAAGUUAAGUUUAUAAGUAUACAAUGAGUUCACAGUAUUCUAAGGCAGUUUACUAACUUAUAUGUACCAGAGUUUGAACUAUUUAUCUAUUCUUUGAGGUCCUUGAGUGCGAGAAUAAUGCUUUUGGAAGAGCUCUGCUGAAGUUCACAGGUUGUAUUGCAGUCAUGUUAUCUCAUGUGGCUGAGGCUCUUAAAGUUUAUUCUGCAAGUUUGACUCAGAUUUGGUUACGAAGCUGCAAAGGAGCUCUUCAGGCGAUUGGAUCUCCAGGUGAUUUGGUUACCAACACCCCUUCAAAAGAAUAGGGUGUAUGAAUAGAAUAUAUGCAGGCAUUCAAACCUGAGCAUUUUCAUCAUAAUAUAACAUUUUCACACAAAUUGUUCUUCAAAUAAGAUGCAAAGAAGUGGGCUUAAAAGCAGGUAUUCUUCAAAUCAAACAACACCAUCAACAUUACAGAGACCAAAUCAGAUAAUGUGAGAUUAAAACAUUAUAAAUCGGACUACAAGUGAGACAAAAUGUUCAAGCAUAAAAGCUCCAUCAGACUUCAACUUGAGACAACUAUCAAGCAUAAUACAGGGGCCUAGAAUUGUUGCAUUGGAGGUUGUUACACUUCAGCCAGCUGCAUCAGACUUCAACAUGAGACAACUAUCAAGCAUAAUACUAGGGCCUACAGCAUGUUUCCCCUAUGCUUCAUACUCCGGUUUGCAUGUAUGUUCUUGGAACACUUUCUAUGCUCGAAAUUAUGAAAAAGUUACGUGAUUAACCAAUCACCCUCACCAAACCAUGCACAGAAACACACCAUUUAAUGCUUAAACCGACAACUUGAAGUUGAACUUUAAUUUUAAACCAGAUUGUUUUAGCUUUUAAAUUUGAAGUUCAAGUUUAAAGUUUCA